Molecule: messenger RNA, 746 nt
Organism: Drosophila santomea
Lineage: Eukaryota; Metazoa; Arthropoda; Insecta; Diptera; Drosophilidae
Gene: Fer3HCH
Product: ferritin, heavy subunit
Exons: 2
Coding region: 103-663 (186 amino acids)
Biological process (GO): intracellular iron ion homeostasis; iron ion transport
Cellular component (GO): cytoplasm
Molecular function (GO): ferric iron binding; ferrous iron binding
Source: RefSeq, a predicted model, not a curated record
UGUUUUGACUUUCAAUUCAAAUUGUAUGGGUUACCAAAUUUUCAAAAAUCACAAAAAAAAAUACAAAAAAACAACAACAAAAUUCCAAAAGUAGGAAAAGACAUGGCGUGGUGUUUCCGCAACAUUCGGCGCCACAUGUGCAUGCUGAUGCGCCAGAACUUCGCCAAAAGCUGCGAGAAGAAGCUGAACGACCAGAUUAACUUGGAGCUGAAGGCCUGUCAUCAGUACUUGGCCAUGGCCUACCAUUUCGAUCGAUCCGACAUCAGUUCACCCGGAUUGCACGGAUUCUUCCUGAAGGCGAGCGCCGAGGAGCGGGAGCACGCGGAGAAGAUCAUGACGUACGUGAACAAGCGUGGAGGUCUCAUCGUUUUGAGCAGUGUACCCGAGCCACUGCCCUGUUUUGCCAGCAGUUUGGCGGCACUGAAGUACGCCCUGAAAAUGGAACUGGAGGUCAAUCGGCAUCUGCUCGAUUUGCAUGCGCUGGCUGGCAAGGAAUCGGAUCCGAAUCUCUGCGAUUUCAUCGAGGCCAACUUUCUGCAGGAGCAAGUGGAUGGCCAGAAGAUCCUGGCCGACUAUAUCAGCCAAUUGGAGAGGGCCCAAAACGAUGUGGGCGCCUACCUGUUCGACAAGUAUAUGGCUGGUGGCAUGCAUCCUGCGAAAUGAAAGCCAUCAAAUGAUGAAGAAUACGUAUUACUUAUAACUUGAUGCCCCAUGUGUGUUGAGUAAAGAUUCGUUGAAACCCAAAA